GAUGAAGAAGGAAUCGUAACGUAGAUCUCGCAUUAAUGCCAUUUUUUGAGAACUCUGCUCGGUGACGGGCUCUCUGAGGUGUAAAAUUGCAAGUUUUUUCCACUUUGCACUGAUCCAACGGUUCUUCUUCGGUCACUGGAUUUCUCCGAUAAGUUUGAAACUUCGCGGGUCCCCGUUUAGAUUUAAUACGAUAGUCCCAUCACCAUUAGGAACAAUCUGUGUGGCUUCAAUGUCGUUAAAAAGUAUUGUUCGUGAGCUGAAAGAGAUGAGAGAUGGGAUAGGGAACAUGUCGUGGAGAGGGGUAGAAGGGAAGCAUGUGCACAGCCGCACCAGAUCGCAUAUCAGCUCCGAUGUGUCUAGGUUUCCUGCUGGAUCCCUACAGAGCCGUUGGGCGAAUCUGCCGCCGGAGCUGCUUCUAGAUGUUAUCCAGAGGUUGGAAACGAGCGAGACGACAUGGCCUGCACGGAGGCAUGUGGUUGCUUGUGCCUCUGUUUGCAGGUCAUGGAGAGAGAUUACAAAAGAGGUUGUGAAGAACCCAGAAAAAAGUGGGAGGCUCACAUUCCCUAUAUCAUUGAAACAGCCGGGCCCGCGUGAUUCUCCCAUACAAUGCUUUAUAAGGAGGGAGAGAGCAACUUCUACUUAUCGACUGUAUCUUGGUCUAACCCCUGCUCUGUUGGGUGAGAAUGGGAAAUUGUUGUUUGCAGCAAGAAAGAUCAGAAGGGCAACUAGUACAGAUUUUGUGAUAUCCUUGGAUGCUAAUGAUUUCUCCCGUGUAAGCAAUACAUAUGUCGGAAAAAUGAGGUCAAAUUUUCUAGGGACCAAGUUCACCAUUUAUGAUAGCCAGCCUCCAUAUGACACUGCAGUCCAGUCAAAUAGUCGGUCCAAUCGAAGAAUUCAUGCUAAGAAGGUGUCACCAAGGGUCCCUGCUGGUAAUUACAAUGUUGCCACAGUCUCCUAUGAGCUUAAUGUUCUUCGUACUAGAGGCCCAAGGAGAAUGAAAUGCACCAUGCAUUUCAUCCCUGUCUCUGCAAUUCAAGAAGGGGGAUCUGCUCCAACACCAACUGAAUUCUCACACUCCCUUGAGGAGCAAUUUUCUUUCUUAUCAGUUUCUAAACCCAAGAAUCUAGUUGCGGAUAUCAGCUCCAGUAGCCUCUCAGAGCGACCAGCUUUAGUCCAUGGAACCGGGGAGCCGCUGGUUCUAAAGAACAAAGCACCUAGAUGGCAUGAGCAGCUGCAAUGCUGGUGCCUAAAUUUUAGGGGACGUGUUACCGUGGCCUCAGUUAAGAACUUCCAGCUUGUUGCAGCUGUGGAGCCUUCUCACCAAGUUUCGGUGGCAGAGCAAGAAAAGGUGAUACUGCAGUUUGGAAAAAUAGGGAAGGACAUAUUUACCAUGGAUUAUCGUUACCCUCUCUCUGCCUUCCAAGCCUUUGCAAUCUGCCUUAGCAGCUUUGACACCAAGCCAGCAUGUGAAUGACUUUUUUUUCUCCAAUGAUCUUGAAUAUGGUUUGUCCAUAGAAAAGUUGGUUGUAAAUAUUUUUAAACGAAGGCUCAGUAAAAUUUGCCGUUAAUCAUCAUUUAGUCUCUUAGCGGUGCAGGAAGUAGUUAGUCUCUUGGCGGCAAUGCCCAUAAAACAUGCCUUGUAAGCUGCAGUCCUAUUUUAUCUAUGGAUGGGAGUUAUAAUGUAAUGUUCUUUCU
Molecule: messenger RNA, 1695 nt
Organism: Telopea speciosissima
Lineage: Eukaryota; Viridiplantae; Streptophyta; Magnoliopsida; Proteales; Proteaceae
Product: tubby-like F-box protein 5
Exons: 5
Coding region: 230-1474 (414 amino acids)
Molecular function (GO): protein binding
Source: RefSeq, a predicted model, not a curated record